GCUGGGCUGAAUCGUCGUGUGCUAAUUUUGAUAUAUUUUCUGCAGUAUUUAGCAUGCGCCAAUGUUGCCCUUUACUAUUUACUAUCGAUAUUUCACUGCAGCAGCAUUUUAAGGACGAAUUACAGGCAGUGUUGUUUCCGUGAAAUAGAGCUGAUACAUCCAUUCUAUAUCACAGUGUUUAACAAAUUACUAAUAUUUGAGCUAGGAGGACGGAUUAAUAAUCAACUAGUAUGAUGUGUACGUAUUAAAUAGGAGUAUACUGCACCACAAUAUCGCAUAUACUACAUAAUACGUGUGUACUAUAAUUCAGUGUCUAUAAAUCAGUCCUUCAGUUUAGUUAGGUUUAUAAAAUAUAAUUCCUUUCUACACUCGACUUUAAUUCAAUAAGAAUAAAAAUGUAAUAACCUCUAAACUUUUAUUAUCGGAUGCCAGACUUAUUUUUAAAUAAGGUUUUAGUCAAUGUUAUUGACAAAUAGCUUCAUGACUUGAUAGUUGAAAACGGUCCGGAGAAGCCGUUUCAAGCUAAUCUGCUAGAAUUGUGACAUUUUGCUACUCACCUUUGAAACAAGAACAGAAUGGAGAUGACCUCGACAGAUAGUAAUGGAAAUGGAGGGGAUAUCAAGGAGUCCAAAAAGCCUUCAAAUUCAGCCUUUAAACAGCAGCGUCUCACGGCGUGGCAGCCCAUCCUUACUGCAGGAACAGUAUUACCAACAUUCUUUGUGAUCGGAAUUCUAUUUAUCCCUGUGGGAAUCGGUCUUUGGUUCUUCUCCGACAACGUGAAAGAAAUAACUGUUUACUAUACAACUUGUACAAGUUUGGAAAAUAGUUCAACCACUUGCGAUCAAGUGUUGAAGGAUAAUCGACUUGCAACUUGUUCUUGUGAAGUCGAAUUUACGCUUCCAACGAAUUUCAAUAAUCGAGUUUAUAUGUACUACGCCUUGACAAACUUUUACCAAAAUCAUAGACGGUAUGUAAAGUCGCGAGACGAUAAUCAGCUGUGGGGAGACUUGUCCUCCAUUUCUUCUGACUGCAGUCCGUUUAACAUGGACAAAGAUGGGAAGAAGAUAUUUCCCUGUGGAGCAAUCGCUAAUUCCAUGUUUAACGAUGAAAUCGCUCUGCAAUAUCAUCCUCCAGAUCAAAAGGUGAAAAACGUGAGUUUGAUCCGAACUGGGAUAGCUUGGGAUUCGGACAAGAGGUUCAAGUUCAGGAAUCCCACUAAUUUUGGAGGAAACUCUAGUCCAAUUUGGAAUGAGUUUACGAAACCGAAGGAUUGGAGAAAACAGUUGUGGGAACUGGAUCCUGAUAAUUCUGAAAAUAAUGGAGUUCAAAAUGAAGAUUUCAUCGUCUGGAUGAGAACAGCAGCGCUGCCCAACUUUAGAAAGUUGUACAGAAUUGUCAAUUCUACUGCAGAUGGAUUUCGGGGGGGUCUACCUGCUGGGAAGUAUUCACUGCUAAUCAAAUAUUCAUAUGAAGUGAAUUCAUUCCAUGGGACAAAAUCGAUCAUUUUAUCGACAACGUCUUUGCUAGGGGGGAAAAAUCCUUUUUUGGGAAUCGCAUACAUCAUUGUUGGAACCAUUUGCCUUGUACUUGGAAUCGCAUUCUUGUUUAUCCAUAUUAAUUAUGGGAAAAGCACUUGGGAAAUGACUAACGUGGACCCUAGGACUCCAUACUAGUCUAAUAUGUGGAGUUCUGUUUGUUAAUAAAAAAAAUAGGUCAUGUUAGAUUUUCAGCCAGCUUUUUGUCGAUUACUUGAAAAUAUCAUUAUUUAACUACAUAGAACAGUAUUUUUCUUACAUUUGACUCUUACAUUCAUAAGAAUAUACUUUGUUAGCUAUAUAUAUAAUGCAAAAUGUAAUAUAUUUUCUGCCUAAUCUGCCUUUUGAAAUCUCUAACAAAGAUCAUGGUUCUCAUAAAAUAUCCAACACAGUAAGCACUUACUGUAGUAGAAAAAGUGUUUGACUCAUAUAUUUACUAAUGAUAGAAUUUACCUAGACUUCUCAUGCACACACGUCGGAAUAAUAAGACAAUGUUAGAUGCGAAUACACUACCUAUAUAAUAAUGCACUGUAAUAUGUUCAAUAUUUUGUAAUAAAAAUGUAGUCUGUUUUUUUGGCUUAACAAUAAUUAAUAA
Molecule: messenger RNA, 2130 nt
Organism: Folsomia candida
Lineage: Eukaryota; Metazoa; Arthropoda; Collembola; Entomobryomorpha; Isotomidae
Gene: CDC50
Product: cell cycle control protein 50A
Exons: 13
Coding region: 576-1673 (365 amino acids)
Cellular component (GO): plasma membrane; Golgi apparatus; endoplasmic reticulum
Source: RefSeq, a predicted model, not a curated record